AGGCGAUUAACUGACUCCGUCCAUCCCGGAGGAGGAGAACUGCUCUCCUGGAUCUCUGACCACUUCUCCACCWCCUCCUCCUCCUCAGUAGAAGUGCUGUUCAUGUGGAGGAAACAGCUAUGUGAGAGUAGCUGGUAUGUACCGACAAUUAUUGUAAAUGGCUCCUGUCGAAAGGAAACUAUAUCAGCGUUUGCUGCUUUUUACUCUCCUGCUGCCAAUCACAGGUGUUUUCAGCUUUAGCGAGUUAUUCUUCGUCAAGGAGCCCCAUGAUGUCAYCGUCAUGCGUAAAGAAGCGGUUAUUUUGGACUGCCAGGCGCGUGGAGAGGCACCCAUCGACGUCCGGUGGCUCAGGAACGGAGCGAAGGUAGCAGAGAAUGAACGGGUGUACCUGCUCUCCAACGGCUCGCUUUUUAUUUCCGAGGUGGAGAGCAGGAAAGGAGACAAAUCAGACGAAGGGUGCUACCAGUGCCUUGCCCAGAACAAGUAUGGAACAAUCUUGAGCCAGAAAGCCCGUCUUACAAUCGCAAGUAUGUCGUCUUUUGCACUCCAGCCGACAUCCAUAGUGGUGACUGAAGGCUCAGUUGCCAGGUUUUCCUGUAAAAUCACUGCACAUCCUCCUCCUAUCAUUACAUGGGAGUUUAACCGAGUCACGUUGCCCCUCUCCACUGAAAGAAUCACAGUCCUGCCCAGUGGUGUUCUUCAGAUCCACGGGGUGCAGCGAGGGGACGCUGGACACUACCGCUGCAUCGCCACCAACAUUGCCAGUCGCAGAAGAAGCACAGAGGCCACACUCACCGUCACCCCAACCCCAGGUCCCCAGCUCCCCCAGAGACCUCGAAUCAUCGCUGGACCGCAGAACGUCUCCGUGUCCCUGCACCAGACCGCCAUCUUGGAAUGUCUGGCCACAGGCAAUCCCCGGCCCCUCGUCUCUUGGAGCAGAGCAGACACCAAGUCUAUCGAUGUGUACAACACCAAAGUGCUGGGGAAUGGAAACCUCAUCAUCACAGACAUCAAGCCCCAGCAUGGAGGAGUCUACAUGUGCAGAGCCACCACACCCGGCACUCGAAACUACACCGUGGCUUCAGCCAACGUCACUGUGCUAGCGCCGCCUUCCUUAGUGGAGUGGCCCGAGAGCUUGACGCGUCCACGUGCCGGCACCGCCCGUUUUGUUUGCCACGCUGAGGGAUUUCCAGCGCCUCAGAUUACAUGGUUCAAGAAUGGAGAGAAAGUUCACUCCAAUGGUCGGAUCAAGAUGUACCACAGCAAAUUAGUCAUCAACCAGAUCAUCCUUGAAGAUGAUGCCAUUUAUCAGUGCCAGGCUGAAAACGAGCUGGGAUCGGUCCUGUCCAUGGCGAGGCUCAUCGUGGUGAUGUCAGAGGACCGACCGAGCGCGCCCAGAAAUAUCCAAGCCGACACGGUGUCGAGCUCCGCCAUCCUCCUGGCCUGGGAACGACCUCAGUAUAACGCAGAUAAAGUUAUCGCUUACUCUGUGCACUACAUGAAAGCUGAAGGAUUGAACAAUGAGGAGUAUCAAGUUGUUAUUGGAAACGAUACGACUCGCUAUAUUAUUGAUGAUCUGGAGCCGGCUCGUAACUACACCUUCUACGUGGUGGCCUACAUGCCAAUGGGAGCCAGUCGCAUGUCGGAUCACRUCUUUCAGCACACACUAGAGGACGUUCCCCUCCGGGCCCCGGAGCUCAGCCUUACAAGCCGCAGCCCCACAGACAUCCAGGUGUCUUGGCAGCCUCUUCCAUUGAAACUAAGCCGUGGCCGAGUUUCCAGCUACCGUUUGUCCUAUCGCACCAGUUCAGAGAGUGCAGUAACACAAAUAGAGUUGCCAGGAGAGAAGACCAAGCAUCUGCUGGAAAACCUGCAGCCCGACACCAUAUACCUUCUGCGGAUUGCUGCUGCCACCAGCGUAGGGUGGGGGGAGCAGUCAGCCUGGACGUCUCAUCGCACUCCAAAGGCGUCUAGUUCUCGAGUUCCCCUGGCUCCUGAGCUGUAUCUGGAUCCUUURAACUGCACCACGAUUUCAGCACGCUGGCAGCUGACUCCUAGAAACUCAGCCAGAGUUCUGGGCUACAGACUUUUUUACCACGAAGAAAGCCAGCCGGAGAGCACCCCUCUUCAGCUGCAUGCCUACACUCAUACGUACAUCAUUGAAGGCCUUGACCCAAGAAAGAAGUACCAUGUCAAGCUUCUGGCUUAUAAUAUUGUUGGAGAAGGGUACCAAGCAGACCAGACCAUUAGCACCCCCGGAUGUGUCUCUGUCCGAGAUCGCCUGGUGCCGCCUCCACCUCCGCCAAACAACGUGCAGGCCCAGACCAACAGCUCCAGCACCAUGUUUCUACAGUGGGGCCGACCGGCCUUCACCUCCAGCAAUGUGGUCAACUACACCGUUCGAUGCAACCCUGUCGGCCUGCAGAACGCUUCGCUAGUGCUCUACCUGCAGACGAGCAAGCAGAGCCUCUUUGUGCAAGAUCUGGAGCCCAACACUAAAUAUGAAUUUGCUGUUCGCCUCCACACUGACCAGCUCUCCAGCCCAUGGAGCCCUGUGGUUUAUCAGACUACCUUCCCUGAAGCCCCAACCAGACCUCCGUCCAACAUCAAGGUGACUCUGAUCGAGGCGGACACUGCACUUGUUUCGUGGAAACUCCCGGAUGAACCGAACGUUGCUGUAACGCGCUACACGAUCCUGUAUGCAUCUAGAAACGCCUGGAUUGCUGGGAAAUGGAAAGUGCUGCAAAGAGACGGGAGCAUCACCAUGGCGCUGUUGGAGAACCUGAGCCCCGGUCAGGUUUAUGUGGUGAAAGUUUCUGCAUCCAACAACAUGGGCGAUGGACCGUUUUCCGACACGGUGGAGCUGACGGUCCGAUCAGAUCUCUCCUCUAGUAAAAAUGUCGGGCUCUCUCACACUUCCACACACGCUACAGGUCGAAAUCAACGUCAUGGCUUUUCUGAUGGUUUCUACCAACUGGACCAGACGUCAAUGACGGGUAUCACUGUGGGAGUCUGCAUCGCACUCAUCUGCAUCAUCAUCUGCGCUUUCAUCAUUGUCUGCAGAGGCAAAAACAGGAAACUUUCAGCUGUUAAAAGCUAUAGAGAAGAGAUGAGAACGUCCGCUGCAGCUUCGAUUCAUCAAGGAUCUGAGGAACAAGCCCAGAACACUGAGAUGACCAUGCCGAUGAUGAGUCAGAGGCAUUUCAUUGAUGCCAAGGGUGGAACAAACCUCAUCAUCAAUUCUCUGGGCCCCAUUCAGCCUACAACAGAGAAGAAGAAACAGAAAUGGUCUGUCUUUAGAUGUGAUGUGAAAAAGGACAGUGAGAUUGUGCAGGAUUUUGAGCACGGCACGAUUUCCUACCAACCAGGAACCACGGUGUUGACCUACGAACAAGAGCUGUCGGCGUCUCCAAACCAGCUCAUCCCGCUGCAGGACCUGCUUCAAAGUCCCGGAGACGGCGAGGGAUCGUCCAGCAGCGAGGGCAGCCACGAAACCGGCGACUCGGGUCGAUACUCUCACGACGAGACGGAGCUGACCAACCUGUCCUCCGGUCCCAACAGCCGCCCGCCGACUCCGACGGCAGAGGACAGAGGAGACGCCGGCGGUUCUGCUGUGGAGCCGAGCGGGCUGUCGGAGGAGGAGGAGAGUCACUCUGACCUGAAGGGAAAAAUGUCUGUUGAUUCUGGCUGCAGUCAUCAGGAAGCACAGAGUUCUCAGUCUGCACUUUGUGUGUAGACAUGUCCGUGAGUGUGUGUGUGUGUGUGUGUGUGUGUGUGUGUGUGUGUGUGUGUGUGUG
Molecule: messenger RNA, 3797 nt
Organism: Austrofundulus limnaeus
Lineage: Eukaryota; Metazoa; Chordata; Actinopteri; Cyprinodontiformes; Rivulidae
Gene: prtga
Product: protogenin homolog a (Gallus gallus)
Exons: 19
Coding region: 158-3736 (1192 amino acids)
Biological process (GO): cell-cell adhesion
Molecular function (GO): protein binding
Source: RefSeq, a predicted model, not a curated record